Molecule: messenger RNA, 1464 nt
Organism: Tachysurus fulvidraco (yellow catfish)
Lineage: Eukaryota; Metazoa; Chordata; Actinopteri; Siluriformes; Bagridae
Exons: 4
Coding region: 1-810 (269 amino acids)
Biological process (GO): response to bacterium
Source: RefSeq, a predicted model, not a curated record
AUGAUCACACUCUUUAUUGCUCUUUGCCUCUUAACAUCAGUGAAACCUUCUAACAUCAAGGAGAUUCAAGAUAAAAAAAUAAAGAUUGGAGAAGAUGUUACUAUAAAAUGCGACGUGUCCAGUGACAAAGAUAACCUUUUUUGGUUCAAAAAGAGUUUUGGAAAGGUUCCUCAGUUGUUAGGGAGAACAGUGGGGAAAGAUUUCAGACCUAAUGAUAAACGCUUCAGUGUUAGUGAUGUAAAAUUGUUUAAUCUCGACAUUAAAAAUGUGACAGAAGAGGAUACAGGAACAUACUUCUGUGUAGAAAUGCUGAACACUUCACCAGACUUUACAUCUGGAACCCUUUUGGUUGUUGAAGAUGAGGAGAGGAAACGAUCUCCUCCAGCUGUAACGGUGUUGGAGAACGGAGAGUCGCUCACACUCCAGUGUUCAGUACAAGCCAUUACUUCAAGCUGUGAAGAACCGAGCGUGUACUGGUUCAGACACGGCUCAGGAGAAUCUGAUACAGGAAUCAUUUACACUCAUGGAAACACUAGUGAUGAGUGUAAGAAGAGCUCUGAGGCUGGUUCUCCUCCACAGAGCUGUGUCUACACUCUCCCCAAGAGGAAGCUCACAACCUCUGGUAAAGAAAUGCUCUACUGUGCUGUGGCUGAGUGUGGACAAAUCCUCUUCAGGAAUGGAAUUAUACCUCCAGAGAAAAGUUGUUGUUUCCAGAAUCAGGUGAUGAUCUAUCUUUCCAUGUUUAGAGUUGGAGUUCUUGCCUUUCUGGUUAUUAUCUUUACAAUCAUUUUUUGUUGUAAAAAGAAAUAAAAAGAAUUGUUAGUUUCACUUUUGCUGUAAUUUACCAUGCAUUAUUAUAUAUUGUCUUUCUUGUUUUCUUGUGAUCUCGACAUAAUAAAACUCAGUUUUCGUAAUUGUAUAGCGAGAAAAAUCACAAUAAUAAAGUUGCAGACAUCACAGCCUACUUCUUAAGUGUCAGACACUUAUGUGGAAGUUGUCAAUCACUGACAGACAGAGAGCUGUUUCAGUUUGAGUCCCUGAUCAGAGCAAACACAUUGAUCCAUGAUACUGCAUUACUGAGCUUUUGCUAACUCUAGAAAGUUUUUUUUUGCAAAAAUCACGAAAAAAUUAAGUCACGAUCACGAUAAAACAAGAAAGAAAAAAAAUUAAUAAUGCAUGGUCUCUUAGAACUUUUGUAGUAAUUGCUUUGUUUUUCUACCUAGAUUUAAAAAUUUUAUUCAGUUAAUUUUAUUCAGUUAAUUAAUAUUUAUAAUGAAUAUAAAAUCAAAAGUCCUCUUUAUUUCUAAGAUCUUAAUAUUCCAUCUUGGUCUGUGAUUUCAUUGACAUUUUGCUUGUAGUUUUGUAUUUUGGCUUUAAUAUAUUUUUAAAAGAAAAAAGUCUCAGAUGUUUCACUGUCAUGUAGAGCUGCAAUGAAUGUACUGAAUAAAUACUAACUCAACAGUA